ACCCGAGAAGGGCCUCCCUUCCUACGCAAGACUACCAGCGACGAACCUUGGGCCUGCCCGUCGGGGCACUCGGGGGUCUCAACACACAAGCAAAUGUCAAAACUCCUAGCGAAACGAAAAGCCAAGGACGCCACAGCCGUCGACCGCCGCAUCCUCAUCCUCGACCCGGAGAAGUGCAAGCCCAACUCGGCGGCCUAUGCCUUCCUCAAGCAGUACGCUGGCAAGUGUGGGAAGACGUGCAUCGAAGUCGAAGGUAAAUUAGUCCGCAUCUCGGAGGAUUUAUGUGCCGCGUGUUUAACACGAGCGAAGCAUUGUCCUGGUGGUGCCGUGAGCAUCGUGAAACUCCCCACCAAUCUGAGCACCGACGUCACGCACCGCUAUGGCGAGAACGCGUUCGCGCUGCACGGCCUGCCGUCGCCACGGCCGGGCGCGGUCCUCGGCUUGCUGGGCACGAACGGCAUCGGCAAGAGCACCGCGGUGCACAUUUUGUCGGGGCGCGUGAAGCCGAACCUGGGGGUCCUCACGGCGGCCCCGCCGGCCUGGGCGGACAUCAUCCAAUACUACCGGGGGUCGGACCUGCAGAACUACUUCACCGCCUUGUGCGAGGAUCGGCUGCGCGUGGUGGUGAAGCCCCAGCUCGAGCCGUCGCUCGCGCGCAAGUUCACGGGCCGGACGGUGGGCGCGUGCCUCGAGGAGAGCGACGAGCUGGGGAAGUGCCGCGAGAUCAUGGAGCUGCUCGACCUCGAGGCGGUGCGCGACCGCGAGGUGCAGGCCCUCUCGGGCGGCGAGCUGCAGCGCUUCGCGAUCGCGCGGUGCCUCAACGUGGCGGCGGAUGUGUACCUGUUCGACGAGCCCUCUAGCUUCCUCGACGUCAAGCAGCGCGUCGCGGCGGCGCAGGCCAUUCGGAGCCUCGUCGACGGCGUCGACGCGGCGGCGCGGGCCGAUUCGGUCCGGGCCGCGGACGAAGCGCGGCGGCGGGCAGGCGCGACAUACGUCGUGGUGGUGGAGCACGACCUGACAGUUUUAGAUAAUGUGAGCGACGCAGUCUGCUGCCUGUACGGCGGCCCGGGGGCGUACGGCGUCGUCACGAAGCGGCAGGCGGCCGCGGCGGGCAUCAACCAGUUCCUGGCGGGCUACAUCGCGGCCGAGAACAUGCGAUUCCGCGCCGAGGCCCUGAGCUUCCAGGUGAGCGUCGAGCGCGACGACGACGGCGCGCGCGGCGUCGAGGCAGUUCACGCGCCGCAGACGCACCGCUACCCAGCCAUGAGCCGGACGCUGACGGGGGAGAACUCGUCCUUCACGCUCGACGUCGAGGCGGGCAGCUUCCGGGACGGCGAGGUCGUGGGCCUCAUGGGCGAGAACGGCUGCGGCAAGUCGACGUUCAUGUCGCUGCUCGCGGGCGUCGAGAGCGACGCGCCCGCCGGCGCGUCGCUCGCGCGGCUGGGCGUGGCCUACAAGCGCCAGCACGUUGGGCCGCGGUUCCGGAAAUACCGGGGCUCGGUACAGGACUUUCUCGAGGCGCAUGUGCAGCACGGGCUGGGUGACCGGCUGUUCCGCCUGCUCGUGAUGAAGCCGCUGGGUCUGGAACGCAUCGAGGAGCUACCCGUCCGAAGCCUGUCGGGCGGCGAGGUGCAGCGGCUCGCGAUCGUGGUGUGCCUGGGCACGCCGGCGGGCGUGUACCUCGUGGACGAGCCGUCGGCGGGCCUGGACGUGGAGCAGCGCAUCGUCUGCGCGAAGGUGAUGAAGCGCUGGGUCGUGUCGCACCUCGGCAAGACCGCUUUUAUCAUCGAGCACGACUUCGUGAUGGCGACAGCGCUCUACGACCGCGUCGUCGUCUACCGCGGCGCGCCGGGCGUGCGCUGCACGGCGGGCGCGCCGCUGGCGCCGGCCGAGGGUUUCAACGCGUUCCUCCGCAAGCUCGACGUGACGUUCCGACGCGACGCCGAGAAUUUCCGGCCGCGCAUCAACAAGCGCGGCUCGGUGCUAGACCGCGAGCAGAAGCAGGCCGGCGACUAUUACAACCUCGACGAUGGCGGCGGGGGGGGGGCGUGA
Messenger RNA from Pelagomonas calceolata, 2052 nucleotides. NCBI's taxonomy places the organism in Eukaryota, Pelagophyceae, Pelagomonadales, Pelagomonadaceae. The record is from the annotation of a GenBank genome assembly.